UAUUUAAUGUUAUGCCUGUUUUACAAAUACAUGGUAUCUUCUUUCCUUUGUACCUUCUCCCAGAACACAGGUCCCUGAGGCUGGUGGGUGAUGAGGGUGGCUGUGCAGGGAGGCUGGAGGUGUUCCACCAGGGCUCCUGGGGGACAGUGUGUGAUGACUCCUGGGACCUGAAUGAUGCUCAGGUGGUGUGCAGGCAGCUCCAGUGUGGGACGGCUCUCAACUCCACCUCUUUUGGUGCAGGAAAUGGAUCCACCUGGCUAGAUGAGGUGGGCUGUGUGGGAAAUGAGUUGUCCCUGUGGGACUGUCCCUCUUCACAGUGGGGACAACAUGACUGUGGACAUGAGAAGGAUGUAGGCGUUGUGUGCUCAGAAUUCAAAGAUCUGAGACUGGCUGAAGGUUGCUCUGGGCAGGUGGAGGUUUAUUACAAUGACACCUGGGGAAACGUGUGUUUCAAUCAGAUGGACGCAAACACUGUGAGUUUAAUAUGUCAGCAACUCAACUGUGGGAAGAGUGGAACUGUUUCAAGUGCAGGAUCUCGACUGAAAGGAGCUCCAAACUGGCUGGAUUCUGUCAAAUGUCGCCCACAUGACUCCACACUGCGGCAGUGUCCAUCCUCUCCCUGGGGACACAACACAUGUGGCGAUAAUGACAUCGCCAGUAUUACCUGUGAAAGCAGUGAUGUGAGGCUGGUGAACGGGAACAGUCGCUGUGCUGGGAGAGUGGAGAUUCUUCAUCAAGGACAGUGGGGAACUGCGUGUAGCCAAUACUGGGAUAUGACUGAUGCUGCAGUGGUGUGUAGACAGCUGGGCUGUGGAGAUGCUGUAGACGCACCUCUCAAUGCUCACUUUGGUCCAGGAACUGGGAACAUUUGGAAAGACGACACUCUCUGUGGAGGCACCGAACCAACACUGAAGGACUGUGCGUCACGUAGAUGGGGAGAACAUAACUGUGGUCAUAAUGAGGAUGCUGGGGCCAUCUGCUCAGGUCAUCAAGAUGUGCGACUGGUACAGGGUACACACCUGUGUUCAGGGAGAGUGGAGAUCCGGCAUGGAAUUACCUGGUACACAGUGUGUGAUGCUGACUUUGACCUGCAGGAUGCCCAAGUUGUGUGUCGGCAGCUGGGCUGCGGGAUCCCUGCGAAGGUGCUGGGAGGGUCUGCCUUUGGGAAGGGGGGACACCAAAUGUGGACAGAGGAGAUUCAGUGUACAGGGAACGAGUCAAAUGUUUACUCCUGUCCGAAAUCAUCCACAAAGAAGCAGAACUGCUCACGUGAUGACAACGUGGGACUCGUGUGUUUUGGGCAUACAAACGGCAGACUGGUGGACGGCCCAGACUCCUGCUCUGGAAGGGUGGAGUUACAGUACCUCACUGAGUGGGGCACAGUGUGUGAUGCAUCCUGGGAUCUGAGAGCAGCCAAUGUCCUCUGUCAGCAGCUGGGCUGUGGGAGCGCUGUGGCAGUUCCAGGACAGGCCUGGUUUGGAGAGGGCAAGGGUUCCGUCUGGGCUGAUGUGUUUGAGUGUCAGGGGGAGGAGACACACCUGUCCCAGUGUGCUGUUUCUUCAUGGAACCGAGUUGCAUGCUCUCAUGGACACGAUGCAGGAAUCAUCUGUAAUGGAUCAUCUCUCUCCAGCCUCAAUGGGACGGUCCGACUGUCUGGAGAGAGUGGCUGUGGGGGUCAAUUGGAGGUUCACUACCAGCACACCUUAAGCAGAGUUCUCCUGGACUCCUGGAGCUUCAAGGAGGCUUCUGUGGUCUGCAGACAGCUGGGCUGUGGUUCUGCACUGAGGAUCUACAGCUCCUCCCUGUCUGGGACAGGGGACACUGAUGUGUGUCUCACAGGGUAUCAAUGCUCUGGGACUGAGUUUCACCUGGUCAACUGUAGUGCUCCACACACAUUCAACUGCAGUUCCAGCCCAUAUGUGUCCAUAGCGUGUUCCAGUGAGUACAACAGGUCCCUGAGGCUGGUGGGUGAUGAGGGUGGCUGUGCAGGGAGGCUGGAGGUGUUCCACCAGGGCUCCUGGGGGACAGUGUGUGAUGACUCCUGGGACCUGAAUGAUGCUCAGGUGGUGUGCAGGCACCUCCAGUGUGGGACGGCUCUCCGCUCUACCUCUUUUGGUCCAGGAAAUGGAUCUAUAUGGCUGGAUGAGGUUGGCUGUGUGGGGAACGAAUCAUCUCUGUGGGACUGUCCUUCUGCCCAGUGGGGAAACCAUGACUGCGUUCACAAGGAGGAUGUAGGAGUUGUGUGUUCAGAGUACAAAGAUCUGAGACUGGCUGAAGGUUGCUCUGGGCAGGUGGAGGUUUACUACAAUGGCACCUGGGGAAACGUGUGUUUCAAUCAAAUGGAGACCAAUACAGCAAGUGUAAUAUGUCAGCAACUCGACUGUGGGAAGAGCGGGACUGUUUCUAAUACAGAAUCUCGACUGAAAGGAGCUCCAAACUGGCUGGAUAUUGUCAAAUGUCGCCCACAUGACUCCACACUGUGGCAGUGUCCAUCCUCUCCCUGGGGACAGAAUAAAUGUGAUGAUGGUGAAGUGGCCCUCAUUACCUGUGAACAAAAAAAUGUGGCUUUGAAGGGAACGGCAACUCAGUCGUCCCAAUAUGACUCGUAUGGUGCUGCUGGAAAUGCUAUUGAUGGAAACAGAAAUACAAAGUACACAGAUGGGUCCUGCACUCACACCAAGCAGGACUCCAAACCAUGGUGGAGACUGGACCUGCAGGAUGUUUUCACUGUGACCUCAGUGACCAUCACCAACAGAGGGGACUGCUGCUCAGAGAGAAUCGAUAGGGCAGAGAUUCGUGUUGGAAACUCCCUGGAUGACAAUGGCAACCAGAAUCCCCUAUGUGCAGUGGUUCCCUCCAUCGCAGCAGGACAGUCCAGUUCGUUCCAGUGUAAUUGGACAAUGGGACGCUAUGUCAACGUGGUCCUUCCAGAACCUGACUUCCUGACCCUAUGUGAAGUUGAAGUUAAUGGACAUGCUAGCAGUGGCUACCUGCCCCUGAGACUGCAGGGGGGCAACACGAUGUGCUCAGGGAGGGUGGAGCUGUGGUAUGAGGGCUCCUGGGGGACCAUCUGUGACAACUUAUGGGACAUAAAUGAUGCCCAGGUGGUCUGCAGACAGCUGGGCUGUGGGGCAGCACUGAAGGACCACAGGACCUCCUGCUCUCACAAAGAGGAUGCUGGUGUUACCUGUGAAGCAUGGUGGCCCAGUUGGUAG
Scleropages formosus (Asian bonytongue) is the source of this 3215-nucleotide messenger RNA. RefSeq names its product deleted in malignant brain tumors 1 protein-like. The transcript is spliced from 13 exons. Bases 12 to 3215 code for a protein of 1067 amino acids. Lineage: Eukaryota; Metazoa; Chordata; Actinopteri; Osteoglossiformes; Osteoglossidae. Gene Ontology annotation, cellular component: membrane. The record is from RefSeq and is a predicted model, not a curated record.